GUAAAAGUCUGGAAAAUUGGACUACAGAGGUUUUUGGUGAGAAUUCUCCUAUAUCCAAAAUCCACCGUGAGAAAAUGAAGCAAGAUAUGCUCCGACGCAGCACGGAAGCUGAUUAAGGGUAGGUUAAAGGUGCUUUUCUUACCGCUUUUUAUGCCUCUCUCCCUUAGGAUGAGAAAGGCAUAACAAGCGGGGGAACCCGCGAGCACCAAAAACCCAACCCUUUACACAGCCCAUUCUUCUCAUUCCCCUUUUACACAAGGGGAAUCCAUACAACUGGGCUGCUGGCGUAAGGUUGGGCUUUUCUCUUCGCUAAGAAAAGAAACAGAUGCCGAGAUCGUUGAGUCGGGGACUGUCGUCGGCAUCUUCGAUGUUUCAUCUGAGUGAAGAUGAAGGAGAGCAAGAAGACAAUGCGCUGGAUCAUGGAGGAGGAGAUGGAGAACUACAGGAUACGAUUGCAAAUGAGCCGAAUCAAGAAGCGAAGGCGGGUGCAGCGGAGGAAACAAGAAGUAGAAUAGAUGUCAAGAGCAGGACUACAGCCUCGUCACUACAACGUCGAGAUCAGGAGCUGGAGGAAUCUUCAGGAGAACGAGAAGGCGGACAGAUGAACCACUUAGCUGAAGAUGAGCAUGAUGUUCUUGUUAGCGAAGCAUCCCCAUCCUCAUUAUCAG
This is a messenger RNA of Amoebophrya sp. A25, 668 nucleotides long. The record is from the annotation of a GenBank genome assembly. NCBI's taxonomy places the organism in Eukaryota, Dinophyceae, Syndiniales, Amoebophryaceae.